Messenger RNA from Ctenopharyngodon idella (grass carp), 5188 nucleotides. RefSeq names its product son of sevenless homolog 1 (Drosophila) (gene sos1). Bases 621 to 4610 code for a protein of 1329 amino acids. The record is from RefSeq and is a predicted model, not a curated record. Gene Ontology annotation, biological process: Ras protein signal transduction; positive regulation of GTPase activity. The transcript is spliced from 24 exons. Gene Ontology annotation, molecular function: guanyl-nucleotide exchange factor activity; DNA binding; structural constituent of chromatin. Lineage: Eukaryota; Metazoa; Chordata; Actinopteri; Cypriniformes; Xenocyprididae. Gene Ontology annotation, cellular component: plasma membrane; nucleosome.
UGUCGUACGUCAUUGCGUCAUCACACGCUCAGUGUUUUUGCUUCGUCUCUUUCAAACCGCGGAGAGACUCUUUCUUUUCUACCUUCAGUUUUUCCUCUCGGUUUGGACUUUAGCGCUUCAUCGGAUGCUCGUGUGUUUGACGUUGUGCUUGUGGAGCGAGGGACGCGGAACGCGCCGAGAGCAGAGAGUUUUUGGAGGCGUUUUAUUGCGCAUGUUCAUGAACCGCCCGAAUGAACGCGGAUCAAUAAAACACUGAGAUCUGUUCAAAACACGCGCAUCAGCAUCAAAACAGCGAGGGACCUGAAAACAGAUGCUUUCUGUGACUGGAGUAACUGAUCAGACUGAUCGAUACUUCAUCAAUAUCUGAUCGAUAACAGAGGAGCCCGGAGGAGAUGCGCGCGCACUGAUACACACAUCUGAUCGAUAUCUGAUCGAUAACACAUGCUGCAGCGCGCCUGACGGACUGUCUGGAGGAUGCAAUGUUCACAUUAGGCAGGUGUGCUCUUCUUCCUCCUCCUCCUCCUCUGGCUGGAUGCUUUGAGCCGGUGUGUGAGAUCAGGUGGAUGUGAGACACACACACACACACACACACACACACACACACAUACACACACACAGUCAUGCAGGCUGCGCCCUUCCAGUAUGAUUUCUACAGUGAGGAGAACGCGCCCAAAUGGAGAGGACUGCUGGUGCCGUCACUCAACAAGGUGCUGAAUCAGGUGCACCCGAAGCUGUCGUCCCAGCAGGAGGCGCUGCAGUACAUCGAGGGCCUGAUCCUGGUGCUGCUCAACACGCUCUGUCAGGCACAGCCGCGCACCGUACAGGACGUGGAGGAGCGUGUGCAGAGGAGUUUCCCGCACCCGAUCGAGAAAUGGGCCAUCGCAGACGCUCAGGCUGCUAUAGAGAAGAGGAAGAGGAGGAACCCUUUAGCCCUGCCGGUGGAUAAGAUCCAUCCUCUUCUGAAGGAGGUACUGGGGUACAAAAUUGACCAUCAGGUGUCUGUGUACAUCGUGGCGGUGCUGGAGUACAUCUCUGCGGAUAUACUGAAGCUGGCGGGAAAUUACGUACGAAACAUUCGCCAUUAUGAGAUCUCGCAGCAGGACAUCACAGUGGCCAUGUGUGCUGAUAAGGUGCUGAUGGACAUGUUCCAUCAGGUUGAGGAGGACAUUAGUGUGUUUCCCCUGAUGGACGAAGAGCCGUCGGCGUCAGAGGAGCAGAUGUACUAUGACCUGGUGAAAGCGUUCAUGGCGGAGGUACGACAGUAUCUGCGAGAUCUCAACCUCAUCAUCAAGGUGUUCCGCGAGCCGUUCGCCUCCAACACCAUGCUGUUCUCCCCUCACGACGUGGAGAACAUCUUCAGUCGUAUCGUGGACAUCCACGAGGUGACGGUGAAGCUGCUGGGGUUAAUUGAAGAUACGGUGGAGAUGACGGAUGAGACUAGCCCUCAUCCGCUGGUCGGCAGCUGUUUUGAAGACCUUGCUGAGGAGCUGGCCUUUGACCCCUACGAAACGUACGCGCAGGACAUCCUGCGCACCGGCUUCCAAGACCACUUCCUGAGUCAGCUGUCCAAACCUGGAGCGGCCAUUUACCUCCAGUCUAUCUGUGAAGGGUUCAAAGAGGCGGUGCAGUAUGUUUUACCGCGGUUACUCCUGACGCCCGUCUACCACUGUCUUCAUUACUUUGAGAUUUUAAAGCAACUGGAGGAGAAGAGUGAGGAUGAGGAGGAUAAAGAGUGUUUGAAACAGGCCAUCACAGCCCUGCUGAACCUGCAGAGCAGCAUGGAGCGCAUCUGUUCCAAGAGUCUCGCCAAGAGACGCCUCAGCGAGUCGGCGUGCCGCUUCUACAGUCAGCAGAUGAAGGGCAAACAUCUAGCCAUCAAGAAGAUGAAUGAGAUCCAGAGGAACAUCGACGGCUGGGAGGGCAAAGACAUCGGCCAGUGCUGCAAUGAGUUCAUCAUGGAGGGAACGCUCACACGGGUGGGCGCCAAACAUGAGCGCCACAUCUUCCUGUUCGAUGGCCUUAUGAUCUGCUGCAAGUCCAACCAUGGCCAGCCGCGUCUGCCGGGAGCCAGUGCGGCCGAGUACCGUCUGAAGGAGAAGUUCUUCAUGAGGAAGGUCCAGAUCAACGACAAGGACGAUAAGGAGGGUGAGUACCGGCACGCUUUCGAGAUCAUCCUGAAGGACGGGAACAGCGUGGUGUUUUCCGCCAAAUCGGCGGAGGAGAAGAACGGCUGGAUGGCUGCUCUGAUCUCGCUGCAGUACCGCUCCACGCUGGAGCGCAUGCUGGACACGGCCAUGCUGCAGGAGGAGAAGGAGGAGCAGAUGAGACUUCCUGGAGCCGAGGUGUACCGCUUCGCCGAACCAGACUCCGAGGAGAACGUCGUGUUCGAAGAGAACGUCCAAUCCAAAUCCGGCAUUCCCAUCAUCAAAGCCGGAACGGUGCUGAAGCUCAUAGAGAGGUUGACCUUCCACAUGUACGCUGAUCCCAAUUUCGUCAGGACGUUUCUCACCACAUACCGAUCCUUCUGCAAACCUCAGGAGCUGCUGGAUCUGCUCAUGGAGAGGUUUGAAAUUCCAGAACCCAAACCCACGGAAGCGGAUCAGAUGGCCAUGGAGAACGGAGACCAGCCACUGAGUGCAGAACUCAAACGGUUCCGCAAAGAGUUUGUUCAACCCGUACAGCUCAGGGUGCUGAAUGUGUGCAGGCACUGGGUCGAGCACCACUUCUAUGAUUUUGAGAGGGACGCUCAGUUGCUACGGCGACUGGAGGAGUUUAUCAACAAGGUCAGAGGUAAAGCCAUGAGGAAGUGGGUGGAGUCCAUCACGAAGAUCAUCCAGAGGAAGAAGCAGGCGCAAGCGAACGGCCCCAGUCACAACAUCACAUUCGAGAGCUCGCCGCCGCCCAUCGAGUGGCACCUCUGUAAAGCGGGACAGACGGAUCAGUUUGACCUCAUGACCCUUCACCCCAUCGAGAUCGCCCGACAGCUCACGCUGCUGGAGUCCGACUUCUACAGGGCGGUUCAGCCGUCAGAGCUGGUGGGAAGCGUUUGGACUAAAGAAGACAAGGAAAUCAACUCGCCGAACCUGCUGCGAAUGAUCCGCCACACCACCAACCUCACGCUGUGGUUCGAGAAGUGCAUCGUGGAAGCGGAGAACGUGGAGGAGCGUGUGGCCGUCAUAUCGCGAAUCAUCGAGAUCCUGCAGGUGUUUCAGGAGCUCAAUAACUUCAAUGGCGUUCUGGAGGUGGUGAGCGCCAUGAACUCAUCGCCCGUCUACAGACUCGACCACACCUUUGAGCAAAUCCCAAGCAGACAGAGGAAGAUUCUGGAGGAAGCUCAUGAACUCAGUGAAGAUCAUUAUAAGAAAUAUCUGGCUAAACUCAGGUCCAUCAACCCUCCCUGUGUGCCCUUCUUUGGGAUUUAUUUAACGAAUAUUCUAAAAACUGAGGAAGGAAAUCCGGACUUCCUGAAGAGACACGGCAAAGAGCUGAUCAACUUCAGCAAACGCCGGAAAGUGGCGGAAAUCACCGGAGAAAUCCAGCAGUACCAGAACCAGCCGUACUGCUUACGUGUGGAGAGUGACAUACGGAAGUUCUUUGAGAACCUGAACCCGAUGGAGGACAUGACGGAGAAAGAGUUCGCCGACUAUCUGUUCAACAAAUCUCUGGAGAUUGAGCCGCGUAACUCUCGCACCCUGCCUCGAUUCGCGAAGAAGUACAGCUGUACUCUGAAGUCUCCCGGCGUUCGGCCGUCCACCGUCCGCCCGGGAACCAUGCGCCACCCGACGCCGCUGCAGAACGAGCCCCGUAAGAUCAGCUACAGCCGCAUCCCGGACAGCGAGACGGAGAGCAGCGCCGCUUCAGCACCCAACUCGCCCCGCACGCCCCUGACGCCUCCGCCCGCCUCCGCCGCGUCCAGCUCCACCGAGGUCUGCAGCGUGUUCGACUCGCCGCAGGCGCCGUCCAGCCCCUUCCACUCCAACAGCGACAGUAUUUUUGCUCCGGUCACUCUGCCGCACGGCCCACGAUCUUCUUCAGUGUCGUCUAUGAUGGGUUUCCUCCGGAACGACGACCCUCCUGUUCCUCCGCCCAUCCCUCCCCGCCGCCGCCCAGAAUCUGCUCCCGCCGAAUCAUCGCCCUCAAAGAUGAUGUCGAAGCACCUGGACAGUCCUCCGGCGAUCCCGCCGCGUCAGCCCACCACCAAGGUGUACUCGCCCCGCUACUCGCUCACGGAGCCGCCCGACAGCCCGCCCACCCUGCCGCCGCGGGAGCCCGUGCGAACGCCGGACGUCUUCUCCAGCUCCCCGCUGCACCUGCAGCCGCCUCCGCAGGGCCGGCGCUCCGAACUGAGCCAGACCUUCUUCCCACCGUCUCCCUUCAGCCCGCACCCUCCGCAGACGCCCUCGCCGCUGGGGCCGCGCAAACACCUGCCCUCCUCGCCGCUGGACCUGGAGCCGCCACAGGGAGCCGCCGGGCCGCCCGUCCCUCCGCGCCAGAGCACGUCCCAGUCGCCCAUCCCCAAACUCCCGCCCAAGACCUACAAAAGAGAGUCGGCUCACCCGUCCGUCCACCGUGACGGGCCGCCGCUCCUGGAGAACGCAAACCCCUCAUAGAGCGGAGAUGAUCGGAGGACUAGAUGAAAGCAACAUGUGCCCUUAACGUGCUCUUCUGAGACGACGAUUGUGGAAAUCACGCCGAGAUCAUUGCUCGGGAACUCUCUGUAUUGUUUUUUUGUCUUUUCGUGUAGCUGUUUUGUCAUCGUUUCAUGUUCGUUUCAUUUCAUUGCUUGGUUUGUUUUCAGCAGCAAUCGUCUGCGGCCAAACAAACAAACCUGCUGGAUGACAGACGACUAAACGGACCCAAUAAAGACCCGUUCACGCGAUUAUUUUCCGGUGCCUGUGUGUGGACGGAGAGUGUAAAGGCUUCGCUUUCAGCUCUGAAAAAAGGGACUGCGGACGCCGCUGAUGUUCUAGACUCGUUUGAGAGCCAGUAGACUGACGAGUACCGGGAGUUUAAGGUACCCUCGCACACCAAAGAGGUACUCGAGAAACCUUCAAGAAACACACGUGAUUGUCCUGUAUGUGUUAGAACUUUUAUUUUCUCAAUCAUUUCUGUUUUGCCAAUAAGUAUGUAAAGAAAAAAAAAGAUCGCCUUCUUAAAACAAGGGAAUAAAAGUGUUUCUACCACUGUA